Xiphias gladius (swordfish) is the source of this 2195-nucleotide messenger RNA. RefSeq names its product mitogen-activated protein kinase kinase kinase 8 (gene map3k8). Gene Ontology annotation, biological process: protein phosphorylation. NCBI's taxonomy places the organism in Eukaryota, Metazoa, Chordata, Actinopteri, Istiophoriformes, Xiphiidae. Gene Ontology annotation, molecular function: protein kinase activity; ATP binding. The transcript has 8 exons. The coding region runs from base 152 to 1537 and encodes 461 amino acids. The record is from RefSeq and is a predicted model, not a curated record.
CUUCCUGUGUUUACUUCCUUCUAAAUACAAGCCAACCUCUCCCUCUCAGUCAGUCAGUGCUGGUCGCUGGAGAUGCACUAUGGAGAGGCGACAGACCCGCUAAGAUUCCGAGUCGACGAUUGUGAUCAAGCAGGACAAGUCGAGCAUCACGAUGGAUUACAAAUACGAUAAUGGAAUAGAACUGCUGUUGGCUCACAUGAAUAUAGAGGACAUCAUCAACGCUACAGAGACCCUGUAUCAGCUUGAAGAGGAAGAGGUGGAAGAAGAAAGUUUGUCAUUUGAAGAGGAAGGUUUCUCGCAGGAGGAGAUGGAUGAGGGCUCGGGGAGUGAGCAGAAGGACCAUCCGGAUGGGGUAUGUGGUGUUCGUUACGGGACAGUGACAGACCUCCUGUCCUUUGUCAACCUUCUCUCCAACAUGCAGGCAGCAGCCCUGCAGCACCUGCCUCAGGAGAUGGGAGUCCUGCUGAAUAAGAAGGAAAUGGCUGUAAAAAAAGGCCGCUACCAGAUCAACAUGGACGUGCUCCUAUUUCCAUGGAAGUUGACCUACAAGAAUCCUGGCUCUGGUCUCGUGCCAAAGGGCUCAUUUGGGAAAGUCCACUUGGCUCAGGACACCACCACCAGGAAGAGAAUGGCUUGCAAACUGAUUCCCAUGGAGCACUUUAAAGCAGCCGACGUGGAGUUCCAGGCUCGGUUCCGACAUGAAAACAUUGCUGACCUCUACGGUGCUGUGCUCUGGGACCAGACUAUCCACCUGUUCAUGGAGGCCGGAGAGGGCGGCUCGGUCCUGGAGAAGCUGGACAGCUGCGGGCCCAUGAGGGAGUUCGAGAUCAUCUGGGUGACUAAGCAGGUCCUGCGGGGCCUGGAGUACCUGCACUCUCAUAAUGUCAUCCACCACGACAUAAAACCCAGUAACAUUGUCCUGAUGUCAGACAAGGCAGUGCUUGUGGACUUCGGUCUGACGGUGCAGAUGACAGAGGAUAUUUACAUUCCAAGAGACCUGAGAGGAACAGAGAUGUAUAUGAGUCCAGAGUUGGUUCUGUGUCGAGGACAUGACACCAAGACAGACAUCUACAGCCUGGGCACCACCAUCAUUCACAUGCAGACCGGUAGCCCUCCCUGGGUCCGCAGAUACCCGCGCACUGCCUACCCAUCCUACCUCUACAUUAUACACAAGCAGGCACCCCCUCUGGAGGACAUAGCGGGGGACUGCAGCCUAGCCAUGCGCGCCUUCCUGGAGCGAACCCUGGAGAGGAACCCUACUCUGCGGAGCUCGGCGUCCGAGUUACUGAAGGAUGAGGCCAUCAACCCGCCCAGGGAGGAUCAGCCACGCUGCUGGAGCCUUGACUCGGCACUGGAGGAGGCCACCCACACUAUGCUACGGCAACAGAGCCAACACCAAUACACCACACAGGAAUUGUCUCUGUACUCUGAGGGCUCUGGCCACAUGAGAAGAAAGGGCUCCUUGUACAUUGACCUAGGGGCGUUGUCAGGUUACUGUAAACUGGUGGCAGGGCCCCCCACCUCUGAGUAUGGCUAACACCUGACCACAACUCAUCAUUUUGUGGAUAAACUGUUGCUGAAGCCAAGUGAUGAUUUACUUUUAGCCUUCUUUAAUAGUCUGGCUCACCAUUCACUGUUAAGGGCUGACGAACAGUUCAGACAGGAGGACAGCUGCAGGCUGCCAGACAUGGCUCAUUGGCAAAUUGAAAAUAUUUACAAGAGUCAGGAGGACUUUUAAUGAAUGGAACCAGCUCAGCCUGAAAUGGACAACACUGCAGGACAGUGGUUGGAUGAGAUCCAUUGUAAAUAAAUGAGCAUUAACUAUUGGUGUAAUUCCCCAGACUUCCUUGUGGGAUGUCUUUACGUGCUUUAUUUCACUGUGGUAAUUAACACAGUAAAAAAUUAAAUAUAUGCUGUUUUUUUUCAUGAAACUAGUCUUCAAGAAUAAGUUAUUCUAUCACUAAAAAUCUAAGCUAUCUGUUAAAAGAAUGUGUGCACUAUGUGAACAUGUGUGACAUGUAGUUCUUUAUGGACUUCCUCUUGUUUAUUCCUGUGGAAUAUUAAUAGCAUCAUUAUACUAUGCAUUUUAAGCUUCUGUGGAAUGCAUGUGCUACCUGAUUUGUGAAUUGGUGUCAUCUGAAAUUGUCCAGAGUUUGAAAUUGUAUCAGUCAUUAUGCAAUAAAAGGGCAAUAAAA